UGCGCUUUGGCCGGUCGGGGGAGAUGCCGUCGGUUGUGAAGGUGGUGUGGAGGGGCGGUGGGUCUGCGCAGCCCGAGCAGCCGGCACACUACACGUAUCUAAAGGAAUUUAGGACAGAGCAGUGCCCCCUAUUUUUGCAGCACAAGUGUACCCAGCACAGACCAUUUACCUGUUUUCAUUGGCAUUCCCUAAAUCAGCGUCGUCGUAGACCUGUACGAAGGCGUGAUGGGACUUUUAACUACAGUCCAGAUGUUUAUUGUACAAAAUAUGAUGAGACUACAGGAAUCUGCCCAGAUGGAGAUGAUUGCCCAUACCUUCAUCGGACAACAGGCGACACAGAAAGGAAGUACCAUCUCCGAUAUUACAAGACUGGAACAUGCAUUCAUGAAACAGAUGCCCGGGGUCCCUGUGCAAAGAAUGGAAUUCACUGUGCAUUUGCUCAUGGGGCACAUGACCUUAGACCACCAGUAUAUGAUAUAAGAGAACUUCAGGCACAGGAAACCUUACAGAAUGGACAGCUAGGAUGUGGUGAAGGCCUUCCAGAUCUGCAGCCAGGAAAUUUAACAAGCCAGGCAAUGAUUGAGAAGAUCCUUAGUGAAGAUCCAAGAUGGCACGACACAAAUUUUGUAUUAGCUGGCUACAAGACAGAGCAGUGUACCAAGCCACCCAGACUCUGCCACCAGGGGUAUGCAUGUCCACACUAUCACAGUAGUCGAGAUAGAAGACGAAAUCCCAGAAAAUUCAAAUACAGGCCCACUCCUUGCCCCAAAGUAAAACAUGCAGAUGAAUGGGGUGAACCUUCAAGGUGUGAAAGUGGGGAUAGCUGUCAAUAUUGUCAUUCUCGUCCGGAGCAGCAGUUUCAUCCUGAGAUAUAUAAGUCUACAAAGUGCAAUGACAUGCGCCAAACAGGUUACUGCCCACGUGGUCCAUUUUGUGCAUUUGCACAUGUUGAAAAGGACACCAUGAAUGUAGUCAUACUGCAAACUGGCUGUCAAUCAAAGCCAGGCGCUCACCUGUUUUCAACAGACAGCAUAGGAAUUGCAAAUGAAUGGAGCAGCAGUCUUAACUCCACAAACAGCAUUACAAAUAGCAGUGGGCAGCCUGGAAAUAUUUCCUGUUCUUCAAGUCCAACUGUAACAUCAAGUUCUGGUAGCAGUAGUUCUUUAUCUCCCCUUGGACCUCUUUGUAGACAGAGAUCAUUAGCAAAUGGCGUUUUGUGUUCUGAGUCUAGCACAUCAGGUGUUUCUUCACCGACAUGCAGCUAUCCAAAAGCACCAGGCUUUGAGCGAGAAGAUCAGGCAAAGCAUCGAAGCUUCCCAGCUGAGAAUCAGCAGAAAUCAAAUGAGCAAAACAACAAGCAGAACCAUCUCAGUGUUUUUUCAGCCAUUAACCCACUUUCUUCACAUAUAACUUCUAGUCUGGCCUCCAGUGUUGGAUCAGAUUGUUCAUCUCCCAUAGCUGUCCCUUCUAUUAGUGCCAAAGCUCUCCCAUUCUAUUCUGGCAGUAACAAAGUUGAACCAGUAGUUGGUUCUGCUUUAGAUUUGCAUUUUAAUGAUGUGAACGUUGCAUCUGUAAAUAGAGACUUAGAAGAUCAAAAAGGCAGUGACCUUGGAUUAACAAGUCAAAGAUUACUGGGAAGUUCAGCACCUGUCAGUAUUCCAGGUUCUCUUGUUCGUUCCUCAUCUUUACAUUCAUCAUCAUCCCUUUCAAAUUCUCCACUCAGUUCUCUUUCACAAUCGCUGUCUCAGUCUUUUGUUUCAUCUGCUACGGCUCCUUUCCACCAGUUGCCUUUGAAGACAGAACAUAGCAUGUUAGGCACCUCUGCCUCUUCUCACAACUCUUUAGGUUUAAAUGGUGUUACAGGGAGCACUUGGGACUUCAUAACUGAGAAUUUCUCUCCUAGUCCAUCCCCAGUGCUAAGCAGUGGCACUACCCCCUCAGUAAGUUCAAACACAACUGGGAAUGAACUAACUCAAGUUAGACAGGAACUUGAUGAUGCCAAGAGAAAACUAAAACAAUGGGAAGAAUCUUGGCAACAGGUAAAACAGGCAUGCGAUGCAUGGCAGAAAGAGGCUCAAGAAGCAAAAGAACGUGCUAACAUUGCAGAUGCAGACAAACAGCUAGCUCUUCAGAAGAAGGAGGAAGUGGAAAGCAAAAUAAAAAAGCUAAAGGCACAAUUAGCUGCUUGUCUGUGUACUACACUGCCUUAUAUGAAAAACUGUGGCGAUAUAGAUAAGAUACCCUUGCCAAAGCUUCGUUCCUUACAAAAUCGGCUGCACUCAGGUUUAGAAACAAUAGACAAGGUGAUUUUUCAGCUUCAGUCAAAGAAGUGUAUCAUAUGUCAGGAAGGUGAUCGUAGCGUUAUCCUGAAUCCACGUCAACAUUAUGUACUUUGUGAUCACUGUGCAGCUGCACAAGAGGAAUGUCCCUGCUGCCAGAAAAAAAAUAAUCUGUGGUAACAUACGUGCACAGUACUCCUAUCACGUUUAUGAAUUAAGUAAUUUUGUGGGUUUGUAUUUUGUAUAAGAAUUAUAUUACUCAUAAUUAAUCAAUUGAGUAGUGCUAGACUGAUUUCUAUUUUGAUGUAAGAAACUUAGUUGCUUUAAAAUAGAGAAUAAGGCCUGCUGACCUUUACACAUCAACUCCAGUCAUUUGAUGAGGUUCUAUAGUCUUGGGUUUUUUUCAUUCCCCCUCAAACCCAUUACAGCCUUUUCUGACCCACUUACAUUCCUAGUGCACAAGCUACUUAGGUUCAUUUGCACUGUAAUCACUAUGAAUUUUUCUGUCAUGU
This is a messenger RNA of Neopsephotus bourkii (Bourke's parrot), 2791 nucleotides long. It is a transcript of the gene UNKL, whose product is annotated as unk like zinc finger. NCBI's taxonomy places the organism in Eukaryota, Metazoa, Chordata, Aves, Psittaciformes, Psittacidae. Gene Ontology annotation, molecular function: metal ion binding. The transcript is spliced from 16 exons. The record is from RefSeq and is a predicted model, not a curated record. Bases 24 to 2459 code for a protein of 811 amino acids.